CGUUAAUAGCAAAGAAAGUUAGUCUUGUAUAGUGUAGUUGGUAUUCAGUUAUCUAUCCUUUUAGUUUAAGAUUGUCUUCUUUCCUUAUUCCUCUUCCCUCUCUCUCUUCUCAUGUUUACAUUUUACUAUCAAUCAAUCGGCAAAAUGUUUUCGUUCGUGUAAAAAAAAUUCAACUGUUUCUGAAUCUCUUUUUGCCAUUUAGAUCGCCAUAUCGUUCUUUAAUUUUAAUCUUGUUUCAAUUGCAAUCGUGAUCUCGAUUUUGAACAUCUUGACAGUCAAAAAAUAACAAACAAGAGACAACCUUGGUGGUCCAAACCGGAGUUUAUUCCAAGUGUUAUCAGUGAUAUUUUACUUCUCUUAGCUGUGUGUGGUAAAAGUAGUAUCUUAUUAGGAAAUAAACCUGAAAAAAAGUGACCUUAAGAAAAGAAAGGCAAAGGCUAAGGUCGUCCAUAAAGGUGAUCUUUUUCUUUCUUGUUAUUUGUUUUCCCUCCAAUGACAUCCAAUUCACCAGCUUAUUCAACUUUAUCAUGGGAUACCACUUCCAAUCAUCGUUCAUCUCACCAACAUGAUUCUGAUUCAUGGAAAACGUUUACAACUUUCCAAAAUAAUAAUCACAACUUUAAUAAUAGAAAUAAUCUUUACAAUAGUGACAAUCAAUCAAAUUUAACAGCAAAAACAUCAUCUAACGGGAACGAUUCUUUCUCUACUGUUUACACUUACGGACCCAUUGAUGGUAACCUCUAUGCAACAGUUUCAAAGCCUAAUAAAUCAAGUGUUUCUCCUAAUAAACCUACACAAACCCACCAAUAUCAUCUAAAUUCAUCUAAUGAACAAUUACCACCGUCAAGUAGUCAACAAACUGGUGAUAUGAGUUACAACGAAUCUCAUAUUAGAUCCAGCAUUGAUUCUGGAAUUUCAUCGGUCAAUUCAAUCGGCAACUCUCGACCAAUGACAUCUGUUAGUACAUUUUUAUCACCAUCAACAAACAUGAACGGCAAAACAAGUAUUUUACGACAAUCAAGUGAAACAAAUAACAACACAGUUAUGCCAAACGGAUACAAAUCAGAUUCCGUUGUUAAUGUUGAAGCUAUCAUUCACCAUAAGCCAGAAUCGAUAGUCGAAAAGCAUCGUCCAGCCAAUCCGUCCGAAAAUUAUUGUAAUGGGAAAUCAUCUAAUGGUAAUUUUUCAUCUUUUACCAGUAACACUAUUUCCGGUAUAAGUGAAGCAGAACAAGCAGCCUUAGAUGAAUUAUUAUCUGGUAUGUUGAAGGAAGUUGAAAAUUUCCCAGAUUAUCCUAUGCAUUCACCAAGCUUAAAACGAUCAACAGAUAAUCAACCAAUCCAUGAUUACAAUAAUAAAGUCAACUCUUCAAUCGCUAAUAAUUACAAUAAAAACAUUAGUUUGGAAAAUAAUGAAUACGUUAAAAGUACGGGAAAACCAGAAUCACCUUCCAUUGAUGCUGUCGACUCAUUUACUAAUUCAGAUGAAACUGGAACCGAUGAGCCGGUUCGUGUUGCUUCACCCCAAUUACCACCGUUGACCGAUCAUUUUGGUAAAAUUGAACCUUUACCAGCUCGGUUUUUAACCAAAGCUCCACCAACCAGUGGUGAAGAUGAGAGAGGUCGACCCUACCAUGCCAGACCCGGAAGUCAGCCAUUCUCCUAUGGUGUAACAGCAACUUCACCAGCCCUACAGAGGCGAAGAGUAGUUUCCGAAACAACUGCCUACAUAUGUGAAAGUCGUCCCAAGCCAGAUACAAUUGUAUCCACCUCUGUCCCUGCAUCUAACGAUACCACACAGCCAGUCUCUCCUUUGCCAGAAACAACUCCAGAUUCAACUAUAAAUAGUCUGGAUGAAAGUUCUGUGUCAAUUGAGGAACAAGUUAUCUCUAAUGGACACCAUAAAUACCACUUGAUUGACGAUGAAGAUACUUCGGGUCUUACUUGGCUUCAGAAACAACAAUUGAAGUUGAAGAAUAAACAUGAAAGUAAAGAUUUAAGGGGUAAAGAUUUAGUUUUAGCUGAACUCAAAGGGACCAUUGCUCGACAUGAAAAUGUCUCUUCCAUGGUAGAUCGCACACCCGACUCUAGAUCAUCAUCACCUCAACAUCGAUUCAACACAGUUACUUCAUCCUCACCAAUAUCACGAUCACCUUUGGUGUUACCCAAUCUAACUGCAUCUCCAAUUCCCAGAUCACCACAGCCCGUACAAUCAUCUACUAAUUAUCAUUCUUCCCCACCAACUCCAUCAACCCCACCAACACCGGCCCCAUCAGAGCCACCCUUAACCCAGUCAAUAGUAUCCAAUCAAGCGACAACGAUGAUGUCCAGUCUCAAUUUAAAUGAUAAAUCACGCCAAUCUCCAUCCCUAGCUUCAAGUCCAACAUCUGUGACUUAUUCACGACCUUUACACGUCAGUACUUUUGAACCACGCACAUCAAUCGGGUCUAAUAUUGGGACGCCAAGCAACAUCGAUUCACCUUCUACACCCAAUUUGAGUGCCGGUGGUAAACCACCUUUAAAUGCUAUGACUCGUCAAAACAGCAUUCCUUCCACUCCACCUCAUCGUUAUGUUAGUGCCAGUGGAUCAGUUUCACCUUUAACCUAUUCACAGAUCAGAGACAGUUAUGGACGAACACCUAGCUCACCAGAACCAGGCCGUGAUUCGCCUUCUGUUUAUUUCGGCCAAUCUCAAAGAUCUAGCAUGCUAUCAUUAAAUGAAUCGGAUAUCAUCUCACAACAUCCAACAUUUAUUAAAGAUACCUCUAGAUUUUGGUACAAACCAAAGAUACCCAGGGAAGACGCAAUCAAAAUCUUAUUGGAUAAGCCUCCAGGUACUUUCAUCAUUCGAGACAGUAAUUCGUUCCCUGGCGCAUUUGGUCUUGCCCUUAAAGUCGCUCAACCACCUCCUGAUGUUCAAACUAAAUCAGGUGAUACAUCACAUGAGCUUGUCCGACAUUUCCUCAUUGAACCAACAUCUAAAGGAGUUCGAAUCAAGGGUUGCCCAAAUGAACCCGUUUUUGCCAGUCUCUCUGCUCUCGUCUAUCAACAUUCAAUCACUCCUUUGGCCCUUUCCUGCAAACUAAUUAUCCCAGACUCUGAUCUUACCCUGUCCAGAGGACCUUCUGAAUCCCUGUUAACCUCUGGUGGCAUGAUUGGGACACUUUCCCGUAUCUCUGGAGUCACUGAAGCUGCUGAUAUACUUGCCCAAGGAGCGGCUUGUAAUGUUUUAUAUUUAUUGACCGUUGAAACUGAAUCAUUAACUGGACCCUUGGCAGUUCGUAAUGCAGUUACCGAAUUGAUAUCUCGCACAAAUCUCAAUGAAAUUAUUGUUAAUUUCAAGGUUUCCAAUUCUGGCAUUACAUUGACUGACAAUAGCCACAGAAACUUUUUCCGCCGACAUUAUCCAUUAUCAACUGUAAGCCACUUUGGCUUAGACCCUGAAGGACGCUGUUAUAAACCCAAAACACCCAACACUCGAACCAGUCAAUUGUUUGGUUUUGUGGCUCGAGCUAGAGGCAUCAACAAACCCAGUAACAACGAGUGCCAUUUAUUUGUCGAGUUUGAUGAAGACCAGGCAGCCUCGGCGAUAGUCAACUUUGCUAAUAAAGUUAUCCUGUCUGUCAACCGUGAUGAUCGGCACAAGUAAACCCACAAGAGGAGGCACAAGAUGAACACCAAUGUGUACUGGCCGCAUAUGCAAUCAAUAUGUAGACAUUGAAAAGUAGAUCAACUUGACUCAAAUUACUUUUCAUCUUUUGGAAAAGGUCAUCAUCUUAUUGGCAAAUCAUGUUGUCAUUGGUUUUCAAUUUGAAAUGUAAUGCAAUCGAAACCAUUUCGCCUGGUAUCACAUUUAUUCUGACUUCUCAAUUUCACCUAGUUCAACAGACGAUAAUCAUCGACAUCAUCAACAUCAUCCUGAUAUCAUCAAAUUUACAAGAUAUUAUUAUUUAUUUAUUGCGACUCAACAAUAUCUUUACUGAUGAAUAAUAUACACUUUUAAUGUUCAGAUUAUACAAUAUUAUUAUAUGCGCAUGUUACCCUUGUUGAUUGGUUUUUGUGGUUUUCAACAAAACCAAUUGUCCAAAAUUGUUGAAUUUAUCUUCCUUUCACUCUCUCCUUUUACUGCUUCAUCAUCUCACUCUUGGCCUAUUUAUUUCAAUUUACAAUUCAAGUUGUGAAAAAAAACAAUCAUUGAAACCAAUUAACAGCUUUGUUGUUGAUUUUGGUGUGUGUUGGUUUAUGCUGUUAUGAUGAUUGGUGAGCAAAGUGCAGACAUUACAAACGCAGAUCAAUUGAACAUGUUGAGCAAGAUUCACAAUGAACCAAACAGUUAACCUUGGAAUUGAUGGACACAAAGCAAGAAGCAAAAAUAGUUCAACCAUCAUGUAAAAUGAAUCUGAUUCCAUGCAAUGAAAAAAGAGUGCAUUUCUUUUUUAGAUUAUGAAAAGCAAAAAUUGAAAAGCUCUUUGAGAAACGUAACCAGCAAGCAUUUCAUUAGCAUAAAUCAUCUUCAAUCCAAAAUCAAAUUAUCAUUGAGAUUUAACAGUCUGUUUCUAAUAACUCAUCCUUGUCAUCAUCAUCAUCAUCUGUUGAUCUCUUCUUUCACUCUUUAUCUUUCUCUCUCUCAUUAAUUGCCUCAAAUUAACGCUACAAUCUAAAACAAUCAAUAAGCAAAUUGUAAACCAGCAAAAACCAGAAAAUGUGACAAUGUUUCUCUUUUUUCUGGUUUGUCAUUGUAACAUUGCUGUAAACUGUUUGAACAAUCAGGUUAUUGUUAACUUGUUAAUUUCAUUUUACAGUUAAUCAUCUAACAGAAACUAAACAUUUAUCAAACUCUAGCAUUUCUCAUGAUGGACGAGGAGAAACAAUCAAAACUCUAUUGGAAUAUUUAAAGUCAAAUGGCAUUAAUUUACAAUAAGAGCAACUCUAAUUUUCAAACCGUAAAUUGAAGUAAAAAUUAAUUGUAAUUUAAGCAAAAAGAAGACAAAAAAAUCUGUAAAAUAACACAAUUAUAAGCAAUAUAUUUUAACCUCUCUUUACCCAUUUCCUUGUUGUUCAUUUGUUGUUAACCCUGCAAACAAAAUAAACUGUUAUUACAAAUGAUUAA
Messenger RNA from Tetranychus urticae (two-spotted spider mite), 5109 nucleotides. RefSeq names its product focal adhesion protein tensin (gene by). The record is from RefSeq and is a predicted model, not a curated record. Gene Ontology annotation, molecular function: protein binding. Lineage: Eukaryota; Metazoa; Arthropoda; Arachnida; Trombidiformes; Tetranychidae. Gene Ontology annotation, cellular component: focal adhesion.